Messenger RNA from Ilex paraguariensis (yerba mate), 768 nucleotides. The record is from the annotation of a GenBank genome assembly. Lineage: Eukaryota; Viridiplantae; Streptophyta; Magnoliopsida; Aquifoliales; Aquifoliaceae.
AUGGGAAGAGCACCUUGUUGUGACAAAGCCAAAGUUAAGAGAGGGUCAUGGUCUCCUGAAGAAGACACCAUUCUCAAGAACUAUGUUGAGAGAUAUGGCACUGGUUGCAAUUGGAUUGCUUUACCACACAAAGCAGGGCUAAAGCGUUGUGGCAAGAGUUGCCGCCUGAGAUGGCUCAAUUAUCUGCGACCAGACAUCAAACAUGGAGGUUUUACUGAAGAAGAAGAUAACCUUAUACUAACCCUCUACACUCGCAUAGGAAGCAGGUGGUCUGUCAUAGCUUCACAUAUGCCUGGAAGAACAGACAACGACGUGAAAAACUAUUGGAACACCAAGUUGAAAAAGAAGCUGUUGGCAGCAAAGACUAGCCUCAACACCACUACCACCACCACCACCACCGCCACCGCCACCUCUUCUUAUGGAAACUGUGCUGGUUCUGAUUCGAUUUUGAGUUCAAUGCCAUAUACAGCAGACAUGAAUUAUCAACAAAACUUUGUUCCACAUUUUCCGGUUCCGAACCCAAUUCAAUUCCCUCUUCCUAGGCUCAUGGAAGGACAAGAAAGUGGCACAGAAGCAUAUGGUAACUUCAAUAUUACUGUUUCGCCUUUAUUUUCUCUUGAAAAGAGUAGUUAUGCGCCAUGGUCUGGUGAUGGAGGUGGUGCAGAAGGUGGGUUUUUUAUGGAGACAUCUAGGUCUCAUUAUGAUCUUCCCAAUGGCUUUUAUUUCCAAGAAAAAAUUAUUGAAGCAAGUCCAAGAUUAGCUCACUGA